AUGCCGUUCACCCACUCCUACUCUUCGUCGGCCAUUGCUGCUCGCACUCACCAGAACCACACUCAGAACAGGGGCGCAGGCGUCCACAUCCUUGGCACACCCAGCAGCAGCACGGCCAGCAUCGAUGCCUCCUCGUCUCGCAUCCCGAGCUCGCCGCGUUCUGCCACCACCGCCGAUUCUUCGGCCACCUUCGAACACGAAACCACUCCCCGCUCUCGUCUCUUCUCUUCUGGUCGCAAGUCGCCCGACCCCUUCCGCCGCUUCCGACGCCUCUCUUCUUCCAACUCGCUCAACAUUGCCUCUGCUCCUCCGGCGCCAAAUGCUUCUCAGUCGUUUGACUCGCAGCAGAGUCAAUACUCGGCUUACGCAGACACUAGCAUCCCCGCUUAUCCAUCCACCACUCGCCCUGCCGCCUCUCCUGCUCCGCUAGGGACGCAACGCUCACCACCUCCGCCUCUGCCGUCCGCCUCCACCAAACCGGCCUUUCAGCGACCGAAGCGCACCAAGUCGUCCAGCAUCUCGAUCCUCUCUACUGGCUUGGGCUUGCGCAACAGAGACCAUCGUUCCGAUCCUUCCUCCACCGCAGACGUUCGUCGCCGUCACCGCAAAAGCGCUUCCCUCUCUGGCUCCGAUGCCGAUUCCUUGGCCUCGGCGUUAGAGCGUGCUGCAACGCCUCAGCCUACGCUCCGUGCUGUCUCUCCUGCUCCUUCCCUCUCCGAAAGCCUCACCUCGCUCAAACAAGAAUCUUUAUCCAGGUCAUCUCUACCGCUCAGUCCUCCGCUCCAUGAAUCCAAAAAACACAAGCAGGCAUGGUACCAGGCUCAACAAAAGACCAUCCAACUCGACAACCCCUACAAUCGCGAAAUGCACCAUUCCGACUUGGACAACGCCCACCUGUUCCCGCUCAAUGUCGCCAUACCGGGCCAAGCAGAGCAUGCUCGUAGCUCGCCGAUCGACUCGCGGUCGCCUCGCCCCGUCGUCGAAACCUUCUUGUCCGAACAAGAGAUGCUCGAUGCUGGCAUCCACAUCAUUCGACGACGCGACGACGAUACCACAACCACCUCGGCCAGCUCCAAGGACUCUCGCGGUCUAUCUACGCCGCGUAUGCACGAUUCUGCCACCAUGCCCGUCAUGCCACCGCGCCUGUAUGGAGCAGAGCAUCCCGACUUUCUCGAGCUGAUCGACUCUCCCAUCAACAGCAAACAGCCCAGUCCAUUGCUCAACCGGCCCCUCGAUCCGCCCAUCACGUCUGCCAACAUGCACCGUGCCCUUUCCCAUUCUCGCAAUCAAUCCAGCAGCGGCAGUCUCUCGAUCUCCUCGGCCAGUUCUACCGAUCAUCUGCCACACGAUGCGAGUUCGCUCAACAACGGUAGCACAGGCAGUCUGAGCAGCGGAAGCAAGCAUUCCUUCUCCUUUACCAAGCUUAGGCGCGCAGGCGCAAAGCAGAGCAAUGUCGCAGCUUCCUCUCGACCCUCCACGGCGGAUUCCUCCAGCGAGGAUGUCAUCGGUGGUAGAACUUUCUUGUUCCCAUCACGCGAACGUACCACGUCGCAACAACAGCAGCAGCAACCGGUCUACAACGGCGGUGCGGCUGCACCUGGCUAUCUCACGCCGGGGCCUGGCUCAUCGGCAUCGCCUUUCCUCAACAAACACUCUGCGACGGUGGGUCGUGCCUCUCGCAGCAUCAAUGGCGGCGAUACCGCCAAGAACGGUCUGGCUCAGGUCUUCAGCGGUAGAGGCAAUCCACCCGCCACCGUGGGUCCCGCGUCUUCCAUUGGCAACCCUUACCACGCUUCGACCAGCAACGGUAUCGCUCCGCCCAAACCACCCAAGCCCAAACCAAGCCUCUUGACCGCUUUCCCACGGUCUGGCUCAGCCAGCAACUCGUCGCUCGGAUCCAUAUCUGCACCCAACACUGCAACCAUCCCGCCACUGCACGAUUCUACCAACAGGAGCGACGGUGGCAACGCGGGCGACGCGCUGCUACAACCACCAGCGAGUGCAGGGCCAGGCAAUGGCGUCUACCGCAACGUCGCGCACGCGCGAUCGCAGGAAGCUGUGGCGGAAGCUCGACUGGAUGCAGGGGCGCUACGUGCGUCGGCAGGUACGCCGAUGCCGCCUCCGCGAAGGCUGAAUCCGCCGCGAGCGGGUGGAGCGGGCGCCUCGUUUGGCUACUCCCAGUACACUUCGCCCGCCAUGGCAAGGUCCUCAUCUAACGGUACAGGUGGUGUGGUCGGCGCCUUGGGACACGUCGGCCAAUUUGGCGCUGCUAUGGGCAGGAAGGGAUGGGACUUUAUGAAGACGCUGCAGACUUCCAACAAUGCUACCAGCCCUGGCUUUGCUGCCAAUCGUAGUGCGGGUGGUUCCUCCGGCAACACAUUCGGCUAUCAAACUAGCAGCAACGCCACUGCUCCAGCUGCCAGCACUGCCGAGAACGAACCCACGCGACAGUGGCUGGUGCUUCUCGACGGUUACGAUGCGAGCAGCACACGGUCGGCGGUAGGCGGUGUCUUCGGUGCACCUCUUCAAGACGCCGUUCUACGCUCUCGUCUGUCCAGUCUCGCUGCGUCCGAACAGAACCGCCUGACCAACGGCAGCGGUGGCGAGGACGACCAUCUCGGCGUACCUGAUCUCGGCCAGCAAUUCAGCGCCAACUUUCUCGAAUCGCCUCACGUCACUCCCCGCGCCUCUGUCGCCGUUUCCCCCAACGAGCCCCUCAGUCGCGAAGAGGCGCGUCAUCUGUACCUGCCUCGCGUGGUUGUACGCUGCAUCGAAAGCCUCGAAAAGUGGGGUCCGUCCGAAGAAGGCAUCUACCGAAUCAGCGGUCGCAGCAGUCACACGUCGAAACUGCGUCUCCACUUUUCCGACCCGCGCAACGAUCUGCUUCUGGACCAGAUCAGCCCCGCCGAUCUCGACAUCAAUUCCGUCUGCAGCUUGCUCAAGAGCUACCUUCGAGAGCUGCCUGAACCGCUGAUUCCGCUAGCGCAGAGUAGGCUGCUCGACCAGGCGGUGUUGCGGUUGCUGUCCCACGGUGAUAGCGGAGCUGGCGCGGAAGCACAUUCGACGAGCGGCGGAGGCAAGAUCACCGACGAACGCGCGGCAGCACUCGAUUCGGACAAAGUGGCCUCCGAGCUGCGACCGUUGAUGCGCCCGCUCCCGAUCUACAACUGGUACCUCCUGCGCGAGCUGACCGACCACCUGGGCAUGUUGGCGCAGCCGUCGGUGGUGGCUAGCACCAAGAUGCCGAUUAGCAACCUGACGCUGGUGCUUGCGCCUACGGUCAGCAUCUCGUUGCCGCUAUUGCAGGUGAUGGUGCGACAUCGGGAGGUGGUGUUUUCGGGAUCUCCCGAGGAUGUGGGGGUGGCGGCUGCCAGCGUUGUAGCUGCGUUCGAGGCGAAGAAGGUGGAGCCGGAGAAGCCGGCGAGACCUGCCAAGCCGGCCAAGUUGGCGUCGCCGAGCAAGCUGCCGGUCAUGAUUAGGAAGAGAGCUAGCUCGAGCAGGUUGAGCGCACUGCUUUCGUCUCCUACGAGAAAGGCGGCGGAGGAGAAGCAGGAGCAGGCGGAGAAGGUUCAUCAACGCAGACCGAGCGUGACGCCGUCAAUCGAUCUGCCCGAGUACCUCGCUUUCUCUACCACGGCUGGACGCGGAGAAGCGUACGAACGACCCUCGACGUCACUCGGCCACUUUUCGGAGCUAUCGUCUUCAUCGGCACGGUCGAACACGUCUCGAGAUACGUCGCUUCGACUGGACGCGUUGGCGCUGGACGAUUCGAGCUCGGCUACAACGUCGACCCCGAUCGCGAGGUACUAUGCGAGGAUGCGACAGGAGGCGGCCGAAGAGGCGGGUAGGGAAGGCGCACGUACUCCGAUGAUGGGCAACUCGACGUCGAUGCCGUCGUUCUCGCCGAAGUUGGGGGUGGAGGAUGGGAGAGUGUCGGCGUUGGAUAGGCCGAGACCGCCGACGUCGGGCCAGGCGAGGUUCUUUGCGGGCAGGAGUCGGAGGCAGGAGAGUAGCGGGAGCGGCGACGGGAUAAUCGGGAAGAGUGUGAGUGGGUUGGGGUUGAACAGUGCCGUGAAGGUGGGAGCAGGCGAGACACGGCCGUUGAGGAUCGUCAAGAAGGGGUCGAAUGGUCAGGUGUAG
Molecule: messenger RNA, 4140 nt
Organism: Pseudozyma hubeiensis SY62
Lineage: Eukaryota; Fungi; Basidiomycota; Ustilaginomycetes; Ustilaginales; Ustilaginaceae
Exons: 1
Coding region: 1-4140 (1379 amino acids)
Biological process (GO): small GTPase-mediated signal transduction
Molecular function (GO): GTPase activator activity; small GTPase binding
Source: RefSeq, a predicted model, not a curated record